Molecule: messenger RNA, 1631 nt
Organism: Caenorhabditis angaria
Lineage: Eukaryota; Metazoa; Nematoda; Chromadorea; Rhabditida; Rhabditidae
Source: the annotation of a GenBank genome assembly
AUGAGCGCCAAAAAUUCGAUCGAUUCGACGCCUGAAGAAAAUGAGGAACCGGUAAGAAUUUCUGAGAAAAUUUCAGAUGAAAAUUCUGAAAAUCUCAUAUUUUGCAGGUGAUUCUGAAACUCAUUCUAGUCAGCAGUAAAACUCACGAAUUUUCAUUUAGUCCAAUGGCUUCCGCUUCAGAUGUUACACAGUUUGUAUUUGAGAAUUGGCCUGAUGGUGAGUUCCGCGCAAGAAUGGGACUUAGCCUAAGUCUAAAAAAAUUGUUAAGCCUUGAAACCUAUACUCGUUGACCUAAGCUCGGAGGCUUCUGGGCUUUUUUUAAACUUCUCAAAAAUGUUUGGCACUUAAAAAAUAAGGCCCUAAGGUUUUAAGCUCCCUAGAUAAUAAAGCUAUUCUCAAGCUUUAUCAAAAAGUGGGAUAAUUUUAGGACCUAAAAAUACACAAAUUUUCUAGGUUUAAAAAAAUUAUCGAUUUUUGACGAAUAUUUUUUCCAGAUUUUCAAUUUCUAGUUCAAAAUUUUUUCGAACAAAAAAAAUCACAUCAUAAUGUUUUUCUAUAAUUAAAAAUCCCCAGGAGACCACUUUUUAAUUAGCUGAACUUAUUUUUAACACAAAAUUGUUCUUGUUAAUUAUUUUUUGCACUAAUAGUUCAAAAUUAUUUUUGGAAUGGAUUCAGAAAUUAUUUUUGAGUUUUGAAUUUAGAAUUACAAAAAUCUCACAAAAACUGAAAAACUAUGACGUGGCAUUUUAGAAAUGAAUAGAAAAAAUUUUCUUCAAAAAAAAAUACACUCACCAUUUUCAUUUCUCAAAAAAAAAAUAGAAAAUGAUGAUUUUCGGGGAGGAUUUUCGCUUGAAAACCAAAAAAGAUAAAAAUUUAUGUUCAUUUUUAUUUGAAAAAAAAAUCAUGAGAUUUUGGCUCUACCGUACCCCGAGAGCCAAAUUCGCGAGCGUAGGCGGAAAAUUCCGCGAAGCGGCGUUGUCUUCCGCUUAAGCGGCCAAGCCUACUUCGAGAGCUUCAUGGUGGAGUUACAUUAACUUUACACCUUCAGAAAGUUAGCCUAACUUACAACCUAACCCUAAAAUUUUUCCAGAUUGGUCCGAAGAUAAAGUAGAGAGUUCCUCAAUGCUCAAAUUAAUAUAUCAUGGUCGUUUUUUGCAUGGAAGUGUCACACUUCAAGCGCUUCAAUUAAUUCCCGGAAAAACUACAGUAAUGCAUUUGGUGACUAGAGAAAAUCUACCCGAACCUAAUUCUAGUGGUAAGUUGCAAACUUGGGAAAUUUUCUGGGAUACUGUAGAUCAUUUUGAUCUUCAUUCUCACAUUUUGUAGAUCAAAGUUUUGAUCUACCUACAGUACUUUUAAAUUUUUUGGUAGAUCAAAUUUUUAUCGCCCAAAUAUCUGGGGUUACUGUAGCUAGAACUUUUUUGAUCUACCAAUUUUUCACUUUUCCUCAAGCUUCUUUGGUCCUACAGUAAUCCAGAAUUUUCGGCUUCAAAACUCCCGUCUACAGUAGCCCCAUGAUUUUUUUUUGAUUUUUCUACAGUACCCCAGGAUAAAUUAAAAUGAAAUUUUUUUUUACAGAAACGCUAACAAAACGGAAAAGUGCAAAUUGUUGUCGAUGUGUGCUAUCCUGA